Malassezia sympodialis ATCC 42132 is the source of this 3456-nucleotide messenger RNA. The record is from the annotation of a RefSeq genome assembly. Lineage: Eukaryota; Fungi; Basidiomycota; Malasseziomycetes; Malasseziales; Malasseziaceae.
GAGCCUGGGCGUCAGGCGGAAAAGCUGGUAAUCGAUCGAAAGGCCAGUGCCCUGGAGUUGCAGCGUACGUACAGCCUUCUAAUCGAAGCCGUGGUGCUGAGCGAUGCGCCUCCGAAGCAUGACAAGCAGUUUAUUGUGCACGGUGUGCUCGGUAUCAUUUCGCUGCAUACGAGUGACUUUUUGGUGGUGAUUACGAACCGCAAGCGCGUGGCGCACAUCCUUGGCUCGACGAUCUAUCUUGCAACAGACUUUCGCAUGCUGCCGAUCCAGAGCGCAGCAAACCCAUCGCUACUCUCGCACCCGAUCGAGAAGCGUCUGAUCGCCCUUGUGAAGGAGGCCCUUUAUUCGGGACCCCUCUACUUUAGCUACGAGAUGGACCUGACGAGCAGCAUGCAGCGCCAAGUUCAGAGCGCCGGCGACGAAGGCAAUGUGCCCCUGUGGAAGCGGGCGGACGAGCGUUUCUUCUGGAAUCGCCACCUGCAGGAGCGCCUGAUUCAGCACACGCUGGCGCACCCCGACCAGGACCUGUCCGGCUUUAUCAUGCCCGUCAUCUUUGGCUUCUUGCAAGUGAAGCUCGCGUCAAUCCAUGGGCGCUCGUUUGUGCUGGGCCUCAUUGCGCGCCGCUCGCGGCAUCGUGCUGGCACACGCUUCUUUUCACGUGGCAUCAACGAGGAGGGCCAUGUGUCGAACUUCAACGAGACAGAGCAGUUCGUGCUGCUCGACCCCCCCAGCCUGCAGCAGCCGCAGGAUGUGGAAGACGUCGAGGGCGUGCAGCGCCUGAGCUUCGUGCAGACGCGCGGGAGCGUGCCGGUGUACUGGGCGCAGAUCAACAAUUUGCGGUACCAGCCGGACCUGCUGAUUCCCGACGACCCCCGCGCUGCGGCGUCGUUCGAGAAGCACAUGCAAGCACAAGUCGCGGCGUACGGCAAGAACUAUCUCGUCAACCUCGUCAACCAAAAGGGGUAUGAGAAGCCUGUGAAGGAGGCGUACGAACAUGCAGUGCAGGUGCUAGACCACCCCCUCCUCCAGUACACCUACUUUGACUUUCACAACGAGUGCAAAGGCAUGAAGUUCGGCAACGUAUCGAAGCUGAUCGAGCGCCUGCAGCAGCAGGGUCUCUCGAGCAGCGACUCGUUCUCGCUCGACACAACAGGCGCACCGCGCCUGCGCCUGCAGACGUCGGUCGUGCGAACUAACUGCAUGGACUGUCUCGACCGCACGAAUGUGGUGCAAUCCAUUCUGGCACGCUGGGUCCUCAACGAGCAGCUGCGCAGCGUCGGAGUUCUGCCUCCCGCCGAUAUGACGGAGAACUACGCGAGCUUCCAGCAUCUGUUCCGUAACAUGUGGGCGGACCAUGCGGAUGUUAUCAGCAAGGCCUACUCGGGUACCGGCGCGCUCAAGACCGACUUCACGCGCACUGGUAAGCGCACCUCCGAGGGUGUGCUGCAGGACGGACUCAACUCGCUGACCCGGUAUACCAAGAACAACUUUUUCGAUGGCCAGCGCCAGGACGCCUUUGACCUGAUCACUGGCGCGUGGGACCCCCGCGCUCAAACGCCGUUUGUCGACACACGCAACUGGAUGGUGAAGUUGAUGCCCUGGGCUAUAUACCUGAGCGCCUUCUUUGUGAUUGCAUCGCGGUGCCUACCGGCUGGUGAUAAGACUCGCCCUUACUAUAUCGAUACCGGCGUCGUGCCUGUGUUCGAGCUGGUGUGGGUCGCCGUCGCCGUCUCGGCGCUCGUGUACGUAUGGCAGCAUGGCCUCUUGUACGUCGGUUGGCCGUCCCUGAACCGCCCCGAGGCGCUCAUGUUCUACAGUACGUACGGAAUACUCACCUCAGCCGGCCCUGGCUACUACUCCGGUCUGCGCGGCCGCCGCGGCACGCCGAACGACCCCUACGCGUUGGACCAGGCCCAGCGGGCCGCAAAGAAGCUCUCUGGCGAGGCGCCCAAGGAGCCCGUGGUGUCCAAGAAGAGUGGCCACGUCUACGAGAGGCGGCUCAUCGAGCAGUACAUCGAUGAGCAUGGUACAGACCCCGUGACGAAAGAGCCGCUCGCUAUGGACGACCUGCUUACGCUGCAGUCCAGUACGUGUCCCCGUCUCACCCCAGCGCCCCGCACGGCAUUUCCACGCCCCCCUACACACUCUUCUGUGCCGUCUCUUCUCGGCGCGCUUCAGAACGAGUACGACGCAAUGGUGUUCGAGACGCUCGAGCUGCGCAAGCAGUACGACGCGGUGCGCCAGGACCUCGCGCACGCGCUUUAUACGAAUGAUGCAAGUAUGCGCGUCAUUGCACGCCUCAUGAAGGAGCGCGAUGACGCGCGCGAGGCGCUCGCCAGUGUGCACGCGUCGCUGGGCGGCGCGAGCGGCGACGUCGAUAUGACACACGAAGAGGCCCCCGCGUCCGCCGGUGGCCUCACACUGCCCGCCGAUGCGGCCGCAGCCAUCGAUGCGACGGCGGCGCAUGAGUCAGGUGAGCGCCGCGCGCGCAUCAAACGCGGCGCGCCUGCGCCGUACCCCACGCCGGCCACAGCCACGAAUCUGCACGAGACGCAGUCGAUCUCUGCGCUGCACAGCGCCUCAUCGCCCGGCAUCCAGGCUCUCGACGUAAGUGCGAACGGCGCACUUUUGCUGACGGGCGGCCUCGACAAGACCGUGCUCGUGCUCGAGCGCGCCACAGACAAGGUGCUGGCCACGCUCCAGGGCCACACGCAGGCCGUGACGGCCGUGGCGUUCUCUGGGCGUAGCAAUGCUGCGGCAGGCCCCGGAUCAAGCGAGGCGCCGCUACCCCCGUUUGCUGUGAGCGCGAGCGCCGAUAAAUCGGUGCGUGUGUGGCGCCACACCGGCGAGACGUACGAGCUGCUACAUGUACUGCAAGGCGCCGAAGCCGAGAUCACGGGCGUCGAUGUCCACCCUACCGACGCGUUUGUUGGCUGCGCGAGCAGGGAUGGCUCGUGGGCCCUCUAUGCGCUCGACUCGGGCGCGUGCCUCUUGCGUGUACCGCCGCCCACUCAUGCGGGCGACGACGGCGCUGGCAUGGUCUACACGUCGUUUGCCUUCCAUCCCGACGGGCAGCUGGCCGCGACGGGCACGGCCGAUGGCGCGAUUCGCGUGUGGGAUGUGAAGCUGGGGCGCCAGAGUGCCCUGUUUACCGGGCACGCAGGCGCCGUACACAGCCUGCACUUUUCGCCGAAUGGCUACCUCCUCGCUGCGGCAUCGCGCGACGACGCCCAUGUCAAGGUUUGGGACCUGCGGAAGCUCGCGGUUGCGCGCACUAUCGAGGCGACGCCUGGCAUUGAGCAGGUGCGCUUUGAUCCGACGGCACAGCUCCUCGCGAUUGUCGGCGCCGAUGUGCGUGUCAUGGGGGGCAAGACCUUCGAGCCAUGCUUUGUUUCGGAGCCGUGCACACUGCCCGCCACGAGUGUGCAGUGGAGCCCUGUGGAUGGCGCCCUCCUU